CUGACAGAAACAGAAAAUGGCUAAUAAGUGUCACAUGUGUCUGCUGGGACUGAUCAUUCUCUGUCUGCUUCUCACAGGUAGCAGUGGAGUGGAUGACACUCAUAUGUUCUGCAGUUCUGGUGAAAAUGUCCGUCUGCCCUGUAAUAAUGCUCUUUCUGACUGCACAUCAACUACAUGGAUCUAUAGCAACCAUUCAGAGACAGUUGAACUGGUUGCUGGAGGAAAAAAAAAGAAUGACAUAGAGAGACAUGAGAGACUGAGUCUGCGCUCUCACUGCUCUCUGAACAUCAAGAAAGUCACAAAAGAAGAUUAUGGAUCUUACAGCUGCCGACAAUAUGUGAAUGGACAACAAAAUGGAAUUGAUGCACCUGCUUAUCUGCAUUUUCUCCAUGUCACUUCAUCAUCCUCACAGACUGAGAUCAGACCAGGCAGCUCUGUGACUCUCUCCUGUCAGUUGUAUUUAUGUUGUGGAGUCUCUUGUGAUAUUUUGAUCCGUUCUGAGGGAAUUCAGCUGAUCUGGGUGAAUCAGGCUGGUGUGAAUCUGCAGACAGACUCUAGAUAUCAGAUAUCAUUCUCCUCAACACACUGUAACAGCACUCUGACUACAACACUCCUGAAUGAAGAUCACAACAGAGAGUGGAGAUGUCAGGUUAAACAGAAGAAUGAACUAAAGACCUCAGUCACAUAUACUAUUCCAAAAUCUGAGAAGAAAUCAAGCCAAACUACAGCAGCAGCUCAUACACAACAAGUGAUUGUGAUUAUUGUUGAGAUUGCAGUGUUUGCUGUUCCUACUGUGAUUCUUCUUCAGAUCAUCUGUGCAAUUAGAGCUGGAAAGAAGAACUCCCACCACCCAGAGGAAAUAGAGAUGGCUACAGUAUUACAAUGA
This is a messenger RNA of Labeo rohita (rohu), 886 nucleotides long. RefSeq lists its product as uncharacterized. Gene Ontology annotation, molecular function: protein tyrosine kinase binding; MHC class II protein binding. The record is from RefSeq and is a predicted model, not a curated record. Gene Ontology annotation, cellular component: membrane raft; external side of plasma membrane. NCBI's taxonomy places the organism in Eukaryota, Metazoa, Chordata, Actinopteri, Cypriniformes, Cyprinidae. The coding region runs from base 17 to 886 and encodes 289 amino acids. The transcript is spliced from 6 exons. Gene Ontology annotation, biological process: positive regulation of ERK1 and ERK2 cascade; interleukin-15-mediated signaling pathway; T cell activation.